Mytilus californianus (California mussel) is the source of this 1919-nucleotide messenger RNA. RefSeq lists its product as uncharacterized. The record is from RefSeq and is a predicted model, not a curated record. Gene Ontology annotation, molecular function: protein binding. NCBI's taxonomy places the organism in Eukaryota, Metazoa, Mollusca, Bivalvia, Mytilida, Mytilidae. Bases 27 to 1592 code for a protein of 521 amino acids. The transcript is spliced from 2 exons.
CAAUCCUGUUUUAAGUGGUUUGGUGGAUGGGUAAUCAACCAAAAUACUCAAAAAGCAUCAUAGAGGUCAUGGCAUCCAGUAAACCUACACCUUGUUUGAACACAGAGUGUGACAAACAUAGUCAACAGUUCAACUGGUACUGCCCCUGUCAUUUAAAGCCUUGCUGUGAUGAAUGUAUUUCCACCAGUCAUUCAAAGUGUACUGGAAUAAAAAGUUUAGCUAGGGUAGUGGAGGAAACAACGAUUCAAAAAUCAAAAGAAUCUUUAGAGAAAGAUAUCAACUCCCUAAUACAUCUCUUGGCUGAAAUGGUAAAUAACAAAUCAAGAAACAUCAAAACAAUAGAACAGCAAUGUGAAGACAUAAAGAAAUCAGUAGUUGAACCCAGGAAUGAAAUGGAUCAACAUUUAGACAACCUAGAGAAGAAGUUCUGUCAAGAGACAGAUACCAUCUGGGACAAGGAAAAGUCAAAAGCAACAGAUUUCAUUACUGAAAUUGAAGGAAAAAAGAAAAACUUAGAGGAAAUGAAAGACCAUUUACAUACAGUCAUAACACAUAAAUCAAAACUCCAAUCUUUUCUAGGUGUCCAUCAGAUUGAACAAGAAGUGCAUCAAUGUCAGCAAUAUGCUGAAGGUCUCGAAAACGAUGAGAGAGCCAAAGAAGUUGACAUCAAAUUGAAGCAAAAUGAUGAGAUAGAAAUGAUAGUAAGCGAACUAGGACCAUUAGAAUCCUUAGGAGAAGUAAUCGUUGUUAAAAAAGAAAACAACUUGAACACAGAAGAAAAUUUGAGUAAAGAAGCACAAGUACAAGUACAAAAACAAUCUAACAUAAACAAGAUGAAAAUGAAUAUCGAGGAACAGAUAAAGCUGAACAUAAUUGCUGGUAUAUGUGAGACCAUUUGUCUGAUAGACGGAAGAGUUAUUCUAGGUGAAGGAAUAGGUAAUGUUGACUUACUUACUGCCGAUGGCAAAUUUAUUAAAAAGUUACCAAUACCUGAUGAAUCCUGGAGUGCAACACAGAUCAAUCACGACACUAUUGCCUUAACUUUUCCUCAGAAGAAAGCCAUUAGGUUCUUCAAUAUGGAGAAUGAAAAAGUUACCACAGUUAUCCCAUUUGACAAAUUAUGCAGUGGUCUAUCCUUCUCAAAUAAUUCUUUGGCUGUAGGUUUGGGUAAAGAUGAAAUCCGUAUCAUAGACUUGGAAGGAAAUACACUUAAGUCAAUAGAAAUUGAGAGUAAUUCAGGACCAGAAUACCUUGUUUACCGUAAUAACAGAGUAAUUUAUAGUGAUUUUGAAGGCCAAGCAGUAUCCUGUUUUGAUGAAUCAGGUCAACAGAUCUGGAAAUAUGAAGAGGAUUUAUUAGGACCAGCAGGACUUUGCAUAGAUACCUUUGGUAAUGUCAUUGUAGUAGACUAUUACGCUCGCAGAAUAAUAGUAAUAUCAAAAGAUGGACAGGAUAGUAAAGUACUUGUUAGCGAAGAGGAGGAUGGACUAAAAGAACUCAGGUGUGUUUGUUUAAAAAAAAAUGAGUCUAAAGGUUAUAUCUGUAAUAACAGUGCCACAAACUUGGCAAAAUUCAGUUUAUCUUAUGAAUAAAAUAGGUCCUGAUAAUAUUCAUACAUAUAUAUUUAAUGGAAAACUGGAAUGAGAGUGAACUAACAACAAAUAAAGGAUCCAAGUACUUGUCAAACAACUAGUAAAUAGCAAAAGAAAUUAUAAAUUAUUCCCUUUCUAUCAAUUUCCUGAAGGAACAAAAAGAACAAGAAACUGGGACAACAAAAUCAACACCAGAACAUUAUGCUGUUAGCAUAUAUUGUAAACAAGACUGUUCCAUUCUGAUUCAGCUUGAUGCCCAGUGCACCAUACUAGCUAAUCAACAUUGUAUCAUAGUUUUUAGAAGUAAAGAAAAUCAUUUACUUGUCA